Chelonia mydas (Green sea turtle) is the source of this 4811-nucleotide messenger RNA. It is a transcript of the gene TP53I11, whose product is annotated as tumor protein p53 inducible protein 11. The record is from RefSeq and is a predicted model, not a curated record. Bases 465 to 1034 code for a protein of 189 amino acids. The transcript has 8 exons. NCBI's taxonomy places the organism in Eukaryota, Metazoa, Chordata, Testudines, Cheloniidae.
UCUAGGCGCUCGGUUCCUGCUGAUGUCGCUUAAGCUAAUCACCACAGCGUGUGGGUGGCAACUGCACAGCAGUCUUGCUUUUCGGUGCGACGUGGGAUUGGUGUAAUAUGGUAAUGUAGAGGAGGUGCUAGGUUUGGCUCUUGUAUUAUGGUAAGUGUAGAUUACACAAAGGGCCCCCAGCGGAGAGCGCUCCGUCUAGUCAGUUUCUGUCUCUGCAACUGACCAGCAAGAUGUGAAUUUGUCUCUGGCUGUGGAAAUUAUUUUUCACGUGGGGGUGUCGUUCGAUAGACCACGCAACCCCCCCUCCAACUCCAGGGAGAACAUGCUCUAAGGCUACCAAGCCAAGAUGGAAUGAAGGAAAGUAAGACCGGGACUGUCUGAUCUGAGAAGGUGCCAAGCAAUCUUCAGUUGGAGCAGCCCUUGCCGUGUUUUCUUCCGAAGCCAGCAACUGCACGUGAGUCACCAUGGCGACCAAGCAACCCCCACCUCUAAUGAAGAAGCAUAGCCAGACGGACCUGGUGAGCCGACUCAAGACACGGAAGAUCUUGGGAGUUGGCGGGGAAGAUGAUGAUGGGGAAGUUCAUAGGUCUAAGAUCAGUCAAGUCCUGGGCAAUGAAAUAAAAUUUGCUGUGCGGGAACCCUUGGGGCUCAGGGUCUGGCAGUUCGUCUCUGCCAUCAUAUUCUCUGGGGUUGCCAUCAUGGCUCUCACUUUCCCCGAUCAGCUCUAUGACGCCGUCUUUGAAGAAGAAUCCAUCAAUAGCAAGACUCCCAUCAGGCUGUAUGGAGGAGCCCUCCUCAGUCUCUCCCUUAUCAUGUGGAAUGCCCUGUACACAUCUGAGAAGGUCGUCAUCCGUUGGACCCUGCUGACAGAAGCCUGUUACUUUGGGGUGCAGUUCCUAGUUACCACCAUCACCCUUGUUGAGAGUGGCCGGAUAUCCACAGGGGCCAUGCUCCUCCUCGCCAGCCGGAUCUUCUUCAUCCUUAUCACCGUUUACUAUUAUUACCAAGUUGGACGGCGACCCAAGAAAGUCUAAUCUCUGAGGCUUUCUGGGGGAGGGGAGUUGGGGUUUCUGUUAGUAACUUUGCAUUCUUUUUUUGGUGGUUCCUUUUUGUUCUAAAGCAAUUACCUUCUUUUCCACUUACCAGCAUGAAUCCGUGUGCAAACCCAGUGCUGGCACCAUUGCCACAUGAAGUGCAGGGGGAGAGCCGACCUCUGCAGCCCCUCCCCCACCAUAUUCUGCCUAGAAAAGGCAAGUGAAUGCAGCAGGGAAGGCUGACAAGAUGUAAGGACCAGUCAGGCUCAUGGACAAUGGAGGAAGCUGGCCAGUGGAAUCACAAACUCAGAAACCUUUUCAGCAAAGCACAAAAUGAUAGCAGCACACACAAACUGAAUCCCAAAGGGGAGAGGAAGCAAAGGCAGCCAGCCAAGGACUCAAUCCAGCUCCUGUAGGCUUGGAGCUGUUCAUUUGCCUUGCUCUCACACCUAUAGCCUUUCUCCCUUUAGUGAGCAGAUUUCAGAACUAAUCCUGGCCAGCCCCCUAAGGCAGGGCUGCUGACACAGCUCCAAUCAGGUAGUGUCACGGUUUUUAGAGACAACACCCAAUGUAUUUACUCUGUGCUGACAGAUGCUAUAGGAAUGCAGGACACACGGAGUUAAAUACAGCAAGAAAAGAGGGUGGCAUCUUUAUUCCUUUUUCCAACACAGUCCCGUGAAACGCAGCCAGGCUACAUCCAAAUCUUGUGUGGAUCUCUUCGAGGGAGAGUAGUGCACUUGGGUUGCAUUAGGGGAGAAAUGUAAAGAGCUGUUGAAUAGUCUCUAAGAAUGAACAAGCCUCAUUGUCUUGGAAGUUUGGUAUAUAGUCUGCUGCUGCUUGUAUUUUUUUCCUUAAUUCCUAUUGCAGUAGUUCCCCUGUGGGUAAUGCUAGGGAGUGCUCUAGCAUAGAUCAGCCAAUGCCUCUUUAACCAGUCCCCUACUUCGGUCUAGAUGAGGCCAUGGUUAAAAUACUCCCCUUAUGUCCUGUCUAUGCUAGAGCACCCAUCUUUGCUACUGCUUGGGGAGCUGUAUCACUAUUAAAAGGCUUGUGUCAAUGAGGACUGCAGGGGGUAAAUCACUGUCUGUGGGUACUUGUGUGACUCUUACUCUAGUAAAGUGAGGGACUAGAUGAGCCAGCUGGUCUUCUCCACUCCUAAUGUACAGGUACCAAUUUCCUUUUGGAUUCAGCAGAAAAAAGGACUAAAUGCUGAGGUCUUGUCUUCAGGAUCCUAUCUGGAUGGGAUAAAAGUACUUGGCAUGCCUGGAAAGGCACAACAGGACUUCGCUGUUCCCUGACCGUUGCCUCCCAUUGCUCUUGAGGCUGAGGAGGACUUAACCCUGGCUCCAUAGCACUGGUUCUUCUACGCUUCUAGUGACAAUCCUGGAGAAGAAAGUACCGUGCUCCCCACGCUUUCCAGUACCAUGCUGCUUGUUCUCCACUGGACUGAAACCCAAAGGAUUGGAUAGAUGGCAUGGACUUAUUCAUGCACCAACAGGGGGAGCUAUUGGGCUGAACCAGUCUGUGCACAGGAGUAGAGCUGACAGCCCUGGAAUGAGCAUGGGCAGGCUCCUGCCUGUUGAGAAUCAGAACCAAGGUGGCUGCUGAAGAACAUUAGCUUUAAAGGCCACAGUAGCCAGAAAAAAAAUCCCUGAUUAAAGUUAACAUGGACAUCCACUGAGCAUUCAUAGUAAAGCCUAGUGCAUUUUCACUACAGCUCUCCCCCAAAGCCUGUUCACCUGCUUCUGGCAUUUACAAACAGCUGCAUGAACUUGAUCUCCUGUAUGCAUUGCAAUGUUUGGGUCAAGUGGGAAUACUGAAAAUAUUGGAGCGGUUACUAAAUGUGAUGACUGGGAAAAAGAGAGUUUGAUACCUCUUGCUGCACUUAGCCCGGGGCUAAACUCUGGACCCUAAGCUACUUGCUAAUGGUGCAGAGGUUGUAACUCUCCAGCCUGGCCAGUAGAAGAGCGUGUAUAUAGUUAAAAUUCAUCAUGAUCCUCAGGGGUACUGUCUGGAAUGGAACCUGUAACUGUGAAUCUUAUUUCAGCAGGAAUAGGCAGGCAGGAGGACAGUAUCUUUCUUUGAGGGGGGAGGGGUAGAAAAGUGCUGCCCCCAGCAUACACCACUGGCAACCAGGGCUGAGCUUGUAUUAAUCAAUGCACCAUAGCUCAAUAGGCUUUAGCUCUGAACCACUGUCAGAAGGCCCCACCUGUGAAUCUGUCAUGGCAGUGAACCACCUCUGCAGCUGAAGCCCCAGCCCCCUUCCCUGGUUCCUGGAUGGGAAUGUUCAGAAGAGGGUUUUGCUGCCGCAAUGAUUCUGUCCUCUGGUGUGUGUUACCCCCUCAGUGAGCUGGAGAGAGCAGAGGGGUGGGGGCAGCUGGCUCUGAGAGGUAAUUCAGGGCUAAAGGCCUGCUUCCAGGAAGAGAUGGAUAGAAUGGAGCAUUAAAACCAACCUACUCUGCAAUGCUCAGAGCAUUUUUUUUUUUUUUUUUUAAAUCUUGUAACCAAGUCCUAGUGGUGCCCUAGGGACUGGGGCAGGGAGGGAACAGUGGGGGGGAAGUCAUUUGCAAAUUAGUAUGCUCUAGUGAUGAGGACAGAGCAUAUGGAGCAUCAGGUGGUCCCAUGACUGUGUGGGUAUGUUUACACUGGAGCGGGAAGGUUAGAUAGGUCUGAAGAAGCUGGCUAGCCCAUGCUGCUGUAGCUGCACUUCCAGUCAGAAUAUGAGCUUGAUCAACUCUCUCUCUAAGCUGCAGUGGGGCUGUCUCAGGGGACUGGAAUUUACACCUCUCAGCUCUAAUGCAGAGAGAGAUGUACCCUGUCUGAGAAGAGGUGUAUGCAAUCCUCCCUAGCAAUCACUAGUUACCCACGGCUGACCCUACAAGGGACAGUGAGAGGGAUCAGGGCUGGAGCACUGUGGCUAUUCCUAAGGGAAGGAUCCGGGCAAUACCACACAGCACUGCCAGAAGCUUAUAGCUAGCAGGGGGUUGCUGCCUCACUUUGGGCUUUACUGGGGGAGUUUACAAUUGUAUUUUAGAAUUAAAUCCUACAGGAGAGAGGAACCAGGUAUUAGUCACUGCUGGGUGGUUCCUUGCACUCUUUUAAGGUACCACUUUGCUGAAAUUUCACAGGAAUUGGGCCUAGAAGCACGAGGACAACUGCUAAGUGGCAGCACAGGCUAGCAGCCAAGAACACAGUUGGGAGGCAAAAAUUAUUAGGCUUUAAUCCUGGCUCUGCCACUGACUAGCUAGAUGAUCUUGGCCAAGUCACUUCACCUCCCAGCCAUCAGUUUCCCCAUCUAUGAAAUGAGGGUAAUGAACCUGACUUACCUUGACGGAGAGGGGGGACAGCAUUUCAAGGUGUUUGUACAGCCCUCUGCACAGCAGAGAAGUAUUCUCCAGGUGACUGAGUUCUGAACAGAGACGAGCCUGCAGUUACAGAGUGGGUUUCUCCAAAUGGUUCCUGUGUCUGCAAUGGGCAGAACCAAAACCUUGGAUUCUUACAGCCCAAAACUUAAGGUGAGGGAGGCUAAAAAUUCAAGCAGGUUCCUUACUGACCUCAAGCAAAGCUGGCAUCGGCACUGGGGAGGAGAAAGGCUCUCUAGUCCCACUGCCACUCCCUGGGCCAGCCAGCCUUUCCUGUCUCUUAGGUUUUUUGGAUUCAGUUUAUACCUCAUCUUAUCUGAGUUUAUUCCUCCUUUGGUGAGAAAAGUGACUGUACUUAACAUAAAAAACCCCCAAUCAUGUGAAUAGUGAAAAUUAAAGAUGUCCCACAGCACUGUCA